AUGGCAUCAGGCACGCAAAACCCGAAUCGGGCCUUGUCGUCCGCCGCUGCCGCGGCGGCGCUUCGUGCCCGUCCGCAGACUCCGACCAAUGUCGCCGACGUCCAGACGAAACGGACGAUGCGCCGCAGUCCCUCUGUGUCGUCAGUCGGUAGCGCAGCUUCAGCUGCCGCCAGGAGAAGCUCACAGCAACCGCGCUUGGAGAGGAAAGGCAGUUCAAGUAGCAUGUCGGAACGCACCUUUCGGAGUCCUUCGCCGCAUGGAGAUCGAAAGCCGCUCGAACCGGAUCACCCGCCAGUACCAGCCAUUCCAUCCAGUCACAAGGUGUCAAGGAGUACGAGUUCAGCUGGCGUGGGCAUGCAGAAUUUCAAGACUGCCUCUCAGAAGAUGGAAACUGGACUGCCAUCUUGGUAUACGCAACCACAAGGAGAUAUUAGCAAUCUGCGAACAUCAGAUGCGCCCAUGACGAAACCAAUACCAGAGCACCUAACCUCGGUUCCGCAACGACCGGAUAGUCGAAGCUCAUCCGUCAACUUUUCCUAUCCAGGUCGCUCUCGGGCGCAGUCGCCGCCAGCUUCGCCAGUCGUGGAUCAAAAUGAUGAGUGGACCGAGUCGCCGCGACAAACAUCGAAGAAAUCCAAGCGAUCCUCAGUUGCUUCCAGUACUGUUACUACCAAACCAGAUCAAACACUCGUCUACGACCCAAACUCAAGAAGAAUGGUUCCAAAGGCAGACUUGGACGCAAUUGCCUACCAGGUGCAAGCAGCUUCAGAAAAGCAACCAAAGAGUAAGAAAAGUCAAUCUGGUGUGUCCAGAUCUGGAAGUCAUCUAGCAAAGGGCACAGUGGGCAGAACAAGAGGGAGUCUUGUGGAGACCAAUGGAAACACUCGAGAACUCCGAAGUCACGAACCAUCAUCAACACAGACUUCCCGUGCUAUAAAAGAUGAACCACGGACAUUACAGAAUACCGAGGUAGAAUCCGUCGCUGGGGUACCGAUUGAUGGAUACAAUAAGGGUCACGUAUCAACCUCAGAACAGUACGAGCCAAGAAAAUCGGGCACGUCACCGCUUCCCCAGGAACCGCAACGCCUCUUGAGCCCUCGGCCCGUUGCACAGAUGGGUAGGAAACCUUCUAUGGUCAGAGAGGAGUCUGAGGAUGAAUCCGGCGCGGAAGAUAUUCACAUCCCUUCUCGUGAUAUCUAUGGUGCUCUCGAUAGCGUACCGACCCGCCAAACACUUUACGAGCCUGCCGGUGAACAACAAACCACAUUGGCAGCAGAAUCCGAGCUUGCCGACUACUCGACAUUUGAAGGAUCUGACGGAAAUCCCGAGAGUCUAGCUAGUACACUGGAGUCAAGGGAGCAGGAACAAAUUCCAAGGCACCUGGCUGUGAGCGUGGCACAGUCCGCGAAUGUCCCACAACGAUCACUUUCGCAGAGUCCUGCUCGCCAGGCCCGUUUCGCGUCAUCACCAUCAGAUAACUUGGUUGUCAGACAUACGCCACCAGGAAGAUCAGCAUCACCAAUUAAAUCGGCACUCAAGCAUAGCCCGUCGCCACGAGAUGCAUCGCCAUCAGAUACUAGUACUUCUGACGCCGCAAGAGCUCGUUUUUCUUCACCCGAUCGAGAUGCAUCUCUACCACGUAAAAAGUCGGCCAGGGUCAGCUUUGAUGAUAGAAGCCCUGUCAUUGUUGGCGAGUCUCACGGUCCCGUCGCCGAUACAGAUUCACCAAUUAUGCCAAGCCCACAAACGACUCGGCGACCUUGGUAUAGCGGGAUCGGUCGGAAUAGGAAGAAGGAUACAUCGCUCGAUCUCGAAGAAGAUGAGGUCAUGAAGCCGCGGCCCGCUCUACCCAGCUUUGGAAGCGUUCGUGAGAAGAAGGUUCGCGACACAGAAGAACAAGAACGCCCGCUCAUUCGCCCCCAGGAUGUCCCAGCUACAACUGUGGCAAGAACCUACAGCCCGCAAAUGGCGACGGAGAGCUCCAUGGACACCGGUUUAUCGAGCGAUUACGCCAUUGGCACAGCACUUUCGCAGGCCCAAGAUAACGCAGCACGGAAUGAGGCUAAUAUCUCAAGGUUCCGUGAACCGCUACCUCCUGUCGUCACAUCUGUUGACGGCAGGGAUGAUUUGUCUGACAGUUUGAAUAGCUCAGAUGACGAACAUGAUUCUUUCAACAGUGCGGGUGAUGACAGCGACGGCGGACUGCAAGCUAGUCAGACUACAGCUGCUACAGUGUUGGAGUCUCAGCCCAACUCCCAGAUCAACUCCACAAUAUUAGAAGAGAAGAUACCGGUGCAGCCAGAGCAACCUCUAGCUGAAGCAGUUCCUGCGUCUACGCUACCUUCACAGCCAAGAUUUGAGGAGCGAUCUGAGACAGUGCCCGGCAUUAGCAUCACCCAGCCCAGCCCAGGCCUCACUGAAGUCAAGCAAACGACGCAACAGUAUUUCGAUAUUCCCGGAAUGUUCCCAGAUGACAACUCGGAUGAGAGCCCAGCUCCACAGCAGACGACUUCAUUUCCCUCAUCAACCGCAGACGCAAUGAAAGAACCAGAAGCUGUUGUAAUACCUUCUCAGACUCAAGUCCUGCCACAGACGACUCUGGCUACCACGCCUCAGGCCGCGCAACCCGAGGCUGCGACAGAUGACGAUGACUCGAAUGCUUCCAUUUACAGCGAUGCCUACGAGGAUAUCUCAGAUGUCGACGGUGAUGGAUUCCAGUCAAUGGAUGCAGUGGUUGAAAGCCCGGUCACGAAGUCGUCAAUUUCUAGCCACGCACCUGAGACCACUGCGGCUGGAAAUACCAAAUACGAGGAGAUGGAACCAACAAAUCGGAACAAUACUGUUUUCGCGCCUGCCGCCAGUAGAGAAGCACCAGGAAAUGACUGGGAGCAUGCGAAAUCAUUCUGGCGCAGUUUAACUGCCGAGAAGAGACGACAGCUGGAGUUGGAAGCUAUGGAGGAUGCAGGAGCGGAUGGCGACCACGAAGAGAUGCAGACCCCAACCCGUAAAUUAAGUAACAGGACGAAGAAAACGGCUGGGCAGAGACAGGCGACAGCUGUAGCUCAAGCAGCCCAUGCCCAAACGACUCCACCAGAGAAGGCAAAACAGAAACAGAUGAGACCAGUUGAUGCUGAGCGGACUUACAUGAUCCAGCCCGGAUCAAAGGCUAAUCACGAGCCUCUGAGUCCUGUACGGCAGUCUGGACAUAUGCGGAUGUCGAUGCGGGGACAACAACCGCAACCUGCGAGAACAGGCACGCUCACAAAGAGAGACCCGGGAGAAGUGCACAUGCGCAAAUCCAUGAGAUCUGAUCCAUUUACCGACGGAAACGCCUCGCACCGCGCAUCGGCACCCCCAGAACGCGUUGCUUCGCCACGAAUUACGAGACCUCGCACAGCCGGCGGCCAAGAUGAUCAAGCCGUCCGACACAACAAGGCUGCGUCAGUUGCGGUUGCGGCUUCUGCUGCCACUGCGUUUUCGAAAACUAGUAAACCUGCACCGCAACGUCGGGGCUCUGAUGCCAGCGAUAGCAGCUUCAAACGAACUCGGGCAGCACCAUCAGAUUCCAUGGCUUUCCGCCGAACAUUGAGGCAGGAGAGGCAGGACAUGGUUCCAGCGAGGCCCCGUUCACCGCCGGAGGCUGUCAAGGGUUCGAGUAGAUUCAGCCUUAGAUCUCUGUCACCUUCGGGCUCGACCUUCCGUCGCUCGUCUGUAGCUGGCCCACCAACGACCAUGGGCAUGCGCCGCAGUCUACGUUCAGGUAGCGAUUCAAGCAAAGACUCGAAGCGUGCAUCCUUGCAGUUCCCAUCAUUCGGACGUGCUUCUGGUAAAGCCGCUGGCAAGAAGACAAAAGCGGGCACCAGUCGCUUUGGCGAUUCUAGCGACGAGGACGAGCCUGCUUCAAGAUUUCGAAGUCGAUUUGACGAUUCGAGCGAUGAAGAAGACGCCAGACCUGGGUCAUCGUCACGUCCCAUGUCCAAGGGCACAUUGAGGGCCUCGGCUACUGCGCCAGCAAAUAUCAAAGUUGCGGCCCCUGUACCCGAGGAGGAAGAGGCCUCCCCUGAUCUCCCCGAUUCUGAUGAUGAUGAUCCAUCGACCCAAUUCCCGAGUCCACUGAGAAGCCCUGGAAAUGCAGCACCUGCCUUCCGACCAGACAUCAGCCAACGUACCAACUCUGGAAUUGGCACCACGACUCUGAAUCGUCAGCGAUCUGGACCUGGAACUCUUGCAACGUCGGUCACAGCGCCCGUCGUUACACGUGAGCGCAGGUCUUCGUUCAUGAGCAGCAUUCUCCGAAGAAACAAGAAGGCAGAUAAUGCCGGCAAAAUCUCAAGGCCUGAGCUGACGGAGAGCGCAGCCAGAAGGGAUACCAAACUCGAGCGCAACACGGACGAGCUUCGGAAUCUCCGCAGCGACCAGAGACCCCACAGCCCGAAGUUGCAGAAGAAGAAUGCUCUCACAAGAGGCGAUAGUUGGCCGCUCCCCGAACCAACGGACGAUGUGAGACCCAGUACUGCCGGUGGGCGGGUAAAUGGAGCAAAAGUUGAGAGGCCAGACUUUCAGGGUCGCCGGAGCACCAGUCUUGGUAUGAUGCCUGCACAGCAGCCCAAUGGUCAUAAUCUCGGUUCCGAGGCUAUCAUUGAGGGUCCUGACUCCUCCCCCAAGAAGAAGAAGAAAUUUGGUGCGUUGCGCAAGAUGUUCAGAUUGGACGAUUAG
Messenger RNA from Pestalotiopsis fici W106-1, 4716 nucleotides. RefSeq lists its product as uncharacterized. The transcript has a single exon. Lineage: Eukaryota; Fungi; Ascomycota; Sordariomycetes; Amphisphaeriales; Sporocadaceae. The record is from RefSeq and is a predicted model, not a curated record. The coding region runs from base 1 to 4716 and encodes 1571 amino acids.